Messenger RNA from Styela clava, 1199 nucleotides. RefSeq lists its product as uncharacterized. Lineage: Eukaryota; Metazoa; Chordata; Ascidiacea; Stolidobranchia; Styelidae. The record is from RefSeq and is a predicted model, not a curated record.
UUUGCAUGAACGAAAGCAGUUGACUUAAUAAGUAUGAAGGCGAAACAAAAAAGCAACACAAAUUCUAAUGGUGAUGAAGAAAGUGUCCAAAAGACGAGUGAUCCUUUGACAAUUUAUAGACACCCAAAAGUUACAAAGGAGAAGCCACGGGCACGCAGAUUCAGGCCAUGGGAAAAAGAAGAUUUCCUUGAGUCAUUUGAAAAAGUGUAUGAAGGAAAAUGGCUAAGUAAAGAAUUGCCAAAUAUUGAACUUUGCAAGAAAAUUCACGAGGAUGUGCCAGCAUUAACUGUUGAUGAAAUUCAAACAUUUAUCCAUAGUAAUAUUAUUAAGCUUAGACCAAUACGAAAAAACACUGAGAAGCCAAUUGAUAGAUGGCAUGAUGUUGUUGAUGCUUUGAGCCCCAAUAACAAAGAACUAGAAAAGCAACUUAGUCUUGUAAUGAUGGUUGCAAAAAAGGAACCAUCAGACAACAUUGAACCUCCUGCAUCAUUUGAUCCAACAAUGCCACAACCAAAUUUCGGGAACAUAUACGAGUAUUUUUCUUGCGCAUUUUCUAACAAACCACUGCCUGUUUUAUCCCCAAUCGAUAGCUUAGUAGUGGAAGAUUGCAUGCAGUCACUAACUUAUCAAAUUGAAUGUCUUAACGAUGAGGAAUUGCGAUUAAGUUUGCGAAAAAUUUACUUACACAUUGAUCAGAAACUUGGCCAUGAAGUUGAAAAAGAUAAUGAAGAAAUUAAAAAGAAUUUACUUCACAAUGCAACUAUUCUAAAUCCACUUGGAUUGAAUGCACAAGCUAUUGUGCCUGUCGUUCCAGAAUGAAAACUGGCAUUUGUGUUUGAAGUAGGAAGACUCUAUGUAAUUCAUUUAUUGCUCUGAUAUGAUUUGUCAUAUUUAUCUUCGUGAUGAGAAACAUGGUCUGGUAAUAUAGUAAACCAUGGACAUUUGCAAGGUUAACAAGUUACCGGUUGAUUGUUCAAUAUGCACAGACUUUGGUGGACGAGGCAGUCAAGAGUAUUCUUAACCAGGUUAGUCCUGUGAUAUUCAACAAUGAGAUUGGAAGCAAAUUUCUAAUGCUUUGUGUGAUGGUGCAAUCUGUUGCCUACUUCGAUUACUAAUCCAUAUCUCUUCUGUGAUAAUUUUCAUAUGUAAGUCUUUAUUUUGAGAAUUUUGUGGUGUUGAAUUACAUCUAAUAUCUAUAA